AUGACAGCCGCUACGCAGGUCGCGCCACCCGACCUCUCUGCGCUCCUCACACCCAUUCUCCCUGCCCUACCUCCCGCGGCCGCCUCCUCGGACCCGGCACCGGGCAUUCUGCCCUUUCUCGCGCCUAUACUACGGCAGCGCGUGCAGAUCCUCUCUUCCGCCUCGCAGGAGCCCUGGCUACGGCUGCUCUGCUACGACACCGCCAAGGCCCCGCGCCUUACCGAGUUAAUUGCCUCGAGCAGUAGUACCUUGGAACCGCACCCUGUGUCGGGCGAGGUUGAGGUCGACUGGGCCUAUGACGCCGAGACGCGCUUCCGCCGUGUCGACCGCGAGACCCUGCAGUGCCUCGUCGCCCUUGUCGAGACGGGGCUGGCCUUUCAGCUCGUAUACUGCGUCAACGACCCGGACGGCGGCGCCGAUGGCUGGCGCAUCGGCGAGGUCACCGUCGCGGACAAGCCCACGCCAUUUGCCCGGUUUGGCGGCGCCGCGACAAUCCCAGACGCUGAGCGCCUUUUCCAGGAGACGACAGCUGCAGCCAAGACGGACGUGACGAAAUCGUCAUUGACGCCGGUUCCUGUGCAAAAUCACGACGACGACGACGAUGAUGAUGAUGGGUACUGGGACCGCUACGAUGCGACGCCUGCGCGGACACCGGCCAACAACCGCUCUCCCGCCCCACCGUCUGCCACCAACGGGGGCACCGGCCUCUACAACGGCCACGCUACGGCGACGGAUAAGGACGAGGACGACUACUACGCGCAGUACGACGACGUCCAGCCUGCCAUGGACAACCACGACCCCGACGAGGAGGCCCAGGCUGCGCAGCUCGACCCGCCUGCCACGGGGUUAUCCCCGCUCGCCGAGCAGCUGCGCCGCGAGAGCUGGGAGGCUGUCUGCAAGCAGCCGUCCAACCACAAUGGCAGCGGCAGCGGCGUGCGCGAACGCAGCACCAGCUCCGAGGAGCGCAUCCUGCUGCAGCACCCGCGGCCCGAGUCGAGCGCCUCAUCCACCGGCUCCCAUACCGUCGCCAAGCUCGAGGCCGCCGCGGCCGCCGAUGCGGGCGGCGGUAUGCGGGAGCAAUCCGAGUUUGGCGUCAGGCAGCACGUCUCGCGCAGCAUCCGCAGCUUGUUUCAGCUCUCCCGCAGCAUGGGCAUUGGCCGCGAAGAGUUUGAGCAAAUGGUCAAGACGGAGCUCGACGUGCUGAGCAUGAUGGAAGAGUAG
Molecule: messenger RNA, 1221 nt
Organism: Beauveria bassiana ARSEF 2860
Lineage: Eukaryota; Fungi; Ascomycota; Sordariomycetes; Hypocreales; Cordycipitaceae
Exons: 1
Coding region: 1-1221 (406 amino acids)
Source: RefSeq, a predicted model, not a curated record